AUGGAAGUUACUUUGCCAUACAUAUCUCUCUCUGUUUUCUUACUUCUUGUUGCUCUCAAGUUCUUAUCGAAAGCAAGAACACAGAAGAAUCUCCCUCCAAGCCCACCGGCUCUUCCGGUGAUCGGUCACCUCCACCUCGUCAAACAACCUCUCCACCGCACUCUCCACCAACUCUCCCAAAACCUCGGGUCCGUCUUCUCCCUCCGGUUUGGUUCACACCUCGUGGUGGUUGUAUCCUCACCAUCCGCUGUGGAGGAAUGCUUCACCAAGAACGACGUCGUCUUAGCCAACCGCCCUCGCGUCGCCUUCGGCAAGUACUUGGGCUACAACUACACCACCAUCGUUGCGGCCUCCUUCGGUGACCUCUGGCGCAACCUCCGCCGCAUCAUGGCGGUGGAAAUCUUCUCCACCAGCGGCCUCAAUGCCUUCUUAUCCAUCAGGCAAGACGAAAUCAAGCUUUUACUCCUCAGAUUGUCCCAAAACUCGUCUCGUGAUUUCAAAAAAGUCGAAUUGAAAUCCAAGUUUUACGAGCUGACCUUCAACAUCGUCAUGAGAAUGAUCGCCGGAAAGCAGUAUUACGAUGAUGACUUGUCGAACUACGAGGAGGCCAAGGAGUUCCGGGAGCUCGUGAUCGAGGCGUUCGAGUAUGGCGGUGCGUCGAACCCCGGUGAUUUCUUACCGGUUUUACGUGGAUUGAUUAUCAGGGCUCAGAGAAAAAUUUGGGGAGAAUUCAUAAGAAAAUGGACGCUUUCCUGCAAGAUUUGA
Camellia sinensis is the source of this 765-nucleotide messenger RNA. Lineage: Eukaryota; Viridiplantae; Streptophyta; Magnoliopsida; Ericales; Theaceae. The record is from RefSeq and is a predicted model, not a curated record.